Molecule: messenger RNA, 5557 nt
Organism: Solea solea (common sole)
Lineage: Eukaryota; Metazoa; Chordata; Actinopteri; Pleuronectiformes; Soleidae
Product: metal transporter CNNM4
Exons: 8
Coding region: 17-2905 (962 amino acids)
Biological process (GO): magnesium ion transport; magnesium ion homeostasis
Cellular component (GO): plasma membrane
Molecular function (GO): sodium ion transmembrane transporter activity; magnesium ion transmembrane transporter activity
Source: RefSeq, a predicted model, not a curated record
GCUCGGAUAUGAGUAAAUGACGUCAGCUCCCAGGUCGCCGAGCAGUGAAACAAACAUGGCGACAGAAUGGAGCGGGCAGCAGGGUUACAUUCUCACUGUCAUUAUCUGCCUGUGGAGCGCGGUCGGGGGUCGAACGGAGGCGGUGGCGCAGGCUGCUGCCGCGGCAGCGGCGGCGGGGACCGGCGGCAGGAGCAGCGGCAGCAGCGGCAGCAGCAGCAGCAGUGGCGGGAGCCAGGUGCUUGGCAUGCGGCUGGAGAGCAGCGACAAGCCCGCCGGCACCAAUGACGAUGGUGUCACCCAGGUGACUGAGCAGAGCUCCGUGGUGCUCCGGUUCUACGGGCUUCAGCUCCACUCGGGCACCUGGACGCACAUUCGCUUCACGGAGCUCAUGGACGGUGGAGGAGGAGGUGGAGGAGGUGUGGAUGGAGAGACGGGUGAGGAGGAGGAAGCGGCGGCAAAGAACGGCAGCGGCUUGAUGGACGCGCCGGACAGGACUUGUGCCGAUUUCACGAAGGACGUCAGUGUCGGGACCUUCAUGAAUGUCAGUAGUCGCGGCACGUCGGGUCUGCUGACAGUUUACAUUAAGCCGCUCCGCAAGAGCGAGCCUCAGAAGGAGUAUGCCGUGUGCACGCUGAGCGCGGAUGGGAGCAGGUGGCUGCAGCUGGGGGACAGUGAUGGGAGGCUGCUGGUUGUGGAGGAGAAGAAGUCCUUGCUGCCCAUGUGGUUCAAAGUCAUCCUCGUCUCCCUCCUCUUGGUGCAUUCUGGGAUGUUCAGCGGCUUAAAUCUGGGGCUGAUGGCGCUGGACCCCAUGGAGCUGCGCAUCGUCCAGAGAUGUGGCACCGACAAGGAGAAGAAAUACGCACGGAAGAUUGAACCGAUCCGCAGCAAAGGGAACUAUCUCCUCUGCUCGCUUCUUCUGGGCAACGUCCUGGUGAACACGACCCUCACCAUCCUCCUGGAUGGUCUGAUCGGGUCAGGUCUGGGAGCAGUGGUGGCCUCCACCAUUGGAAUUGUCAUCUUUGGGGAGAUCGUUCCUCAGGCACUGUGCUCCCGCCAUGGCCUCGCUGUAGGUGCCAACACCAUCGUGCUGACCAAGUUCUUCAUGCUCCUCACCCUCCCACUGUCCUACCCCAUCAGUCGGCUGCUGGACGUGAUGCUGGGUCAGGAGAUAGGCACUGUGUAUAACAGAGAGAAGCUUGUGGAGAUGCUCAAAGUGACGGAACCCUACAAUGACCUGGACAAAGAGGAGAUGAACAUGAUCCAGGGAGCUCUAGAGCUCAGGACCAAAACUGUGGAGGACGUGAUGACGCCACUGGGGAACUGCUUCAUGAUCAAGACGGAUACUGUGCUGGAUUUCAACACCAUGACGGAGAUCAUGGAGAGUGGAUACACGCGCAUACCUGUGUAUGACGAUGAGAGGUCCAACAUUGUGGACAUCCUGUAUGUGAAGGACCUGGCGUUUGUGGAUCCAGAUGACUGCACCACUCUGAAGACCAUCACCAAGUUCUACAACCAUCCCGUGCACUUUGUGUUCCAUGACACCAAGCUGGACGCCAUGUUGGAGGAGUUCAAGAAAGGUAAAUCCCACCUGGCCAUCGUCCAGAAAGUGAACAACGAGGGCGAGGGAGAUCCCUUCUACGAGGUGCUGGGUUUGGUUACCUUGGAGGACGUCAUCGAAGAGAUCAUCAAGUCAGAGAUCCUGGAUGAGUCGGACCUUUACACCGACAACAGGAACAGAAAAAAAGUGGAUCCCAACAAAACCAAACGUGACUUCUCUGCCUUCAAGCAGGACGGCGACAGCAAGGUGAAGAUCUCGCCGCAGCUCAUGUUGGCAGCUCAUCGUUUCCUGGCCACAGAGGUGAGCCUGUUCAGCCCGCUCCAGAUCACAGAAAAAGUCUUACUGAGGAUUCUUCGACACCCGGACGUUAUCCAGGAACUCAAGUUCAAUGAAAACGACAAACGCGCGCCGCAGCACUUCAUCUACCAGAGGGGUAAACCUGUCGACUACUUCAUACUCAUUUUGCAGGGCCGAGUGGAAGUGGAAGCUGGAACUGAAAACAUGAAGUUUGAAACCGGCGCUUUCUCCUAUUAUGGAGUCAUGGCUCUGAAUGCACCAUCGCUGGCAGUCACCCCUCCGCUCUCCCCAACUGUGGCAUCACCCCCUCCGCGACGCCUCUCUCUUAAGAGGUUUUCUCUGUUCUCUCGUUUCCCAGAGUUCCGUUCUCCGUCACACGGGGGAAAUCUCAACCGCUCGGCGUCGCUGAGCUGCACUGAGCGCGCUCCUGAAGGCGGUUCAGUGAGCGGGAGCCACACUCAGAUCCCGGGCACUCCUCUCCAGUACAUACCAGACUUCUGCGUGCGAGCUCUCACUGACCUGCAGUUUGUAAAGAUCACUCGUGCUCAGUACCAGAAUGGUGUCCUGGCCUCCAGGCUUGACAGCACGGCGCAGUCUCCAGAAGGCAGCCACACUCAUCUGGACAAGUCCGUCUAUUUUCCCCCCAUCACGCCACCGGGGACACGCACUCCACUGCUGCUGGCCACGCCUCCUGGGAAGCGGCCACCCUCUAACGCUCACCCGACGCCGCCCGGCAGCCGCUCCGCUCAGCCGAAGACUUCCUCCUCUUCCGGCCGCAGGCCGAGCCAUUCUCUGCCCCAAACCACUCCCUCUCCAAACAGCCACACCCCCCUCUCCCAGAACCCCCCGUCCACCGUGAGUGCGGCACCGUUUGUCCUCAACCCCCACCCCAAUCUGCCCUCCAAGUCCCAGCAGUCACCGGAGAACGGGCUGGGUGAGACCACGGCUCUGCUCAGUGAGCAGCAGAACUGCGUGGGCCCCCGCAAACCCGGCCACACCCAGGCACACCCCCACCCACACACUCAUGCCCACACUGAAAGCACCAUCUAACUAAUUUGAAAAUCCCUGGAGGAAAACCACGUAAAAUCCCCGGGCACAACUUCCUCUUGCUGUUUGCUUGUCGUCCCCUGAACUUCUUUCUGCAGACGUCGGGGGGUGAAGCUGCGGAUUAGCACAUGGUGUGUAUUUUAUAAACAGAGAUCCUCCUUUAUCCACCUCGUGCAUGCCCCCACCCAUCACCCCACCUCCACUGGAAAAAAGAUGAGGAACAGACGACACAAAAGAGCAAAAGAACAGGAAAUGCUGGUACGGUUGCUAAUUGGUUUGGUUUGGAACAGUACGGUAUGGUUUGGAAUGGUAGUGCCCCAGGUCAGGCUUGCAUUUUGACUGAGAACAGUACCUUUACUUGGUAGGCGGGGGGUGGGCUGUGCCCGAUGGCAGCUUCGGUGAGAUACGUAGCAUCAAAUAUGACACAACAGGAGGCUCUCCAGCAGCUCAGUUGGUCUCAACAAGACAAAGUCAGACUUCGUAUGAGAAUAGACUGCGGGCGCUGAAGAAACACCGGUCGCAAGGGAGUGACAUUAUCCUGUCGCCCAAUCAGCUGACUGUCAUGGGUGGAGCCGGUCUAACUCCACCCCUCUGGUUCCCCAAGGGAAGGGUGCCAAAAAUGGAACGGUUGGGGGCCGGUUAUUUAGUUACUGUUCCUAAUGAAAAUGUAACGUACCGUACUGUUCCAAACCGAACCGUUCCACUCGGUGGAAACACGGCUAUAAAUAGAGGUGUGUGUGUGUGCGCGUGUGUGCGUGUGUGUGUCAGUUCACCCAAAUCACAAAAAGACUUAAAAGGUUUUCUAAUUUGGUUUGAAAAUAUUUCCUCUUAUUGAAAGUCCUGAGGCUUACAGUGUGUUCACGCUCCACUUGAUGUGACUCUGUGGUCACUGGAUCAUUUGUGGUGUAAACUAGGGCUGCAAGUAAUGAUUAUUUAAAUCUAUAAAAUAUCAGAAACUGGAAAGUUAUGUGAAGCAAAGAAACCAGAAAAAAUCUGAUAAGUUGUUUUAACUAUAAAAAAGGACACUCAAAGAGAUCAUAAAAUUAGUUGACGAUUAAUUUACUUAACUUACAAUUAAUAAUCAAUUAUUCGUUGAGGCCCUAUUCUAUCAGUUGAGUGUUCAGCAUUUAUUAGACCAAGUAGUUUAUUCUGCAGGUUCAGCUGGUGAGGCAGCUACUAAAGGCCACUAGGUAGUGCUGCUGCUCUCAAACAACAAAAACAAGCUGUUUUCCAGCUUCUCAAAUUGUCAAUAAACCAAUAUAUUAAGGUAUUAAUACGAUAUCUGACCGAGGAGAAUUUUAAAGUAAUUUUUUUUUAAAAUAAGAAACUCAUCGUCUCAAAUUUGGAAUAUUACAGAAUUAGUCACCAGCUAUUUAUAUCAUCGAUUUAUUGGUUUUUAGUGGGGGGCGGUUUAGAAUUAAAUCAAGCUCUCUUGGGUUUUCAGCUUCUUGAACUCCACAUAACGAAGAAAUCAUUCUAACUAAAUAAUUUUACUUACAUUUGAGAACAUCAUCAUUUUGGAGGUUUGGAAAAUAACCAACAACAUUUUUCAUUUUUCACGUUUCAUGGACCAAGCAACGAUUAAUUAAUUGAGGAAAUAAUGGAUCGAUUAUGAAAAUAAUCAUUGUGUGCAGCCUUAGUUUUAGUGUUUUAGUUUUUCAGACAAGAACAGAGAGUUUACAUUCCCUCCUGGUGUGUCCAGAUCACGGCUGCCUCCCUCACCCGUGCGUCACUGGUCACUGCUGAGAGAUGUUUUGCAUCCAUUUUCCAAAGAGUGAAAAACUUCCACAAAGUUAUGACGUUUCACAGUCAAAGUUUUAUUUUCCAGUACGUGUGAAUUUUGGACAGAUCGCUUGUUUCUAAUGUCGUUUGUUCGUUGGAGUUGAGCUUUAUUUAGUCCUGGUGUGAAUAGAUAAAUAUACUUAUUUUUUUUUAUUUUCAAUAUGUUUCAUUUAUUCCUAUGCUUCCGUUUAUAUUCAUCUCUAUAUGGCUUUAAAAUAAUUUGAAUUGUCAGACUUUUCAAAUUCAAAUCAAUUAAGUGAUGAUAAUAGCUUUUUUUGAAAAAAACAACAAAAAAAAACUAAACAAAACCGUUAAUUAAACGACAAUAAUUGAACACUCUUGACGUCUAUAACACUUCCAGUGUCUGGAAGUUCUUUCUUACAGUGUAGAGGAAUAAAUGGAAACCAAUGAGUGUCUGAAAAGCAAUUCCAAAUUUUAAAUUCCGCAGCAUGGAAUGGGAAGUAGUUAGUACGACAUAUAUUACCCAUGGUUUGUAGGUGAGGAGCUAAAAUGUGAAGGUGGCCAUGUUUAUGGAACACUUCCUGACCAAAGCAAUAUGUCACGCUAAGUGAUAGUCAUGUGACAGUUUGUGGUUUUAUACUUUAAAAGGUUUCGCUUGUUUAGUUUUGCGUUCUUCGAUUACACGUCAAAGUAUGACUUAUGUUUCCAGUUUCAACCAAAUAUUCCUCACUGUGAAUCGAGCUCCCGCUCAAAUCUUUACGCAGUCAGAAUGAAUUGAACGUCUGACCCCUAACUGGACCUGACUUUAGCUGCGACAUGCCGACAUGACACUGUGGACUGAGGUCAUGCACUGUACGUAUGUCACUCGACAACCCAGUCUCCCAAGAUCAUAUGUUGCCUUUGUCCAUUUCU